Xyrauchen texanus (razorback sucker) is the source of this 1080-nucleotide messenger RNA. It is a transcript of the gene c1ql4a, whose product is annotated as complement component 1, q subcomponent-like 4. NCBI's taxonomy places the organism in Eukaryota, Metazoa, Chordata, Actinopteri, Cypriniformes, Catostomidae. The transcript is spliced from 2 exons. The record is from RefSeq and is a predicted model, not a curated record. Gene Ontology annotation, molecular function: protein binding. Bases 7 to 729 code for a protein of 240 amino acids.
GUGGCCAUGGUUCUGAUUCUCCUGGUCGCCAUCCCUUUACUGGUCCACAGCACUAAAGGAGGAGGAGCCGGAAAUACAGGAAGCCAUUAUGAAAUGCUAGGAAGUUGCCGGAUGGUUUGUGACCCCUACACCACUUCUCAUGGCCAGGAGCUAACGGCGGUUUCACCACCAACUCCUGAUUUCCCAAACCGGAGGGGGAAAUCUGGUUAUCGGGGACCUCCAGGGAUCCCAGGACCACCUGGUCCUCGAGGACCACCAGGAGAGCCUGGAAAGCCAGGACCACAAGGGCCGCCAGGUCCGGGCCCUGGUGGCUACGUACCAUCAUUCUACAGCCCUAAGAUUGCCUUUUAUGCAGGCUUGCGCAAGCAACACGAAGGCACUGAUGUGCUCAAGUUUGAUGAUGUGGUGACCAAUGUUGGCAACUACUAUGAGCCCAGCACUGGCAAGUUCACAUGCCCUCUACCUGGUAUCUACUUCUUCACAUACCAUGUCUUAAUGAGAGGAGGAGAUGGGACAAGCAUGUGGGCAGACCUCAGGAAGAAUGGACAGGUGAGGGCCAGCGCCAUCGCCCAGGAUGCCGAUCAGAAUUAUGAUUAUGCAUCCAACAGUGUGAUCCUGCAUUUAGAUGUGGGAGACGAGGUGUGUGUGCAGCUGGAUGGAGGGAAAGUCCAUGGAGGGAACACCAACAAAUACAGCACAUUCUCUGGCUUCCUCAUCUAUGCUGACUGACCUGCUCAGUUGCUACUUGAUGCUGCUCUACACACACAUACACUGAGAUGUACUGUGUAUAAACAUACUCACACACACACACACACACACACACACACACACACACACACACACACACACACACACACACAGAGACUUACAAGUACAUAUGCACACUGAACAGGAUUGAAAGAAAUGGACAUGGUUUAAUACUGAGAAGAAGGGCUCCACUGACAUGAUGGCACCAAGACAACUAUACCUUCAUAAAGCAAGCGGAUUUCUGAACUCAUGUUCGUAUGUGCGUAAAUGAUCUUCAACGUUAUACCCUUAUCCAAACUUAAAUUAAAAUGCAUAUACAUAUAUGUCUGUAUC